ACUUUAUUUUGCAUCUCAACCCUCCCCACCAAAAAAAAAAAAAACCUUGAGAUCUUAUCAUGAAGAAAGUGUUCUUCUUGGUGCUUCUUCAAGUGAUCGCUAUUUUAAUAUCGGCUGAUCAAGUUUGAAUUCUCCAUUAUUUCCUUAUAACUUCGAUUCAAGAAGGUAUUCCUGUAAUCCUAAUUUUCUUAGGAAACAAAAGGAGAAGAGAAAGUAAAAGAAAAUAACAGGGAAAAUCCUCUCUCUCUCUCCCUUUUUCUCUCUGAUUAUAUGUGUUUGUUGAUUUCGAAGGUGGCGAACCAGAGAGGCUCAGGCGAGUACUUCAGGUACCCUGCUAUUGCAGACAGUGGCGAUGAUGACCAAGAAGAGAGACACCCACAAAUUAUAACCUCAGAAUCGAUGUUAAAUCAGCCAGUUCAUGUCACACAAUCGCUAGCUGCGUUUCCUGGUCAUGGCAGUACGGGGGAGAUGUCUGCAAUGGUUUCAGCUCUUACUCGUGUGGUUUCCGGCCAAGGAGCUGGUGACUGGGGAUAUGGAACUGGUUUCGGCGGUGCAAUAACAUCUAGUUAUGGUGGUUUUGGUUCUCCAGCUGGUGUUUAUUCAUCAUCAUCUUCUUCUUCUUUAUCACCUCCUUUUUCUGCUUAUUCGUCUACUUCUGGUUCUGGUUCUGGUUUCUGGAUUGGACAAAAGAGAGGACGUGAAGAAGAAGGUGCAGUUCAGUUGAUUGAAUCUGAGCCAAGGGUUUAUAGAGGGUUUGGUGAUUUCACAAGUUCUCAUGGAGAUUCUUCUUCUUCUGGUGCAACUCUAACAGAAGAGCCAGCUGCUUCAAUUAUAGUUCCCACCGCCACCGCUCCCGCUGCACCACCGACAUCAUCAACUGAAACGGUAUCUUAUGAAGAAACCGGCGAGCGGAGAAGAAGAUACAGAGGAGUUAGACAAAGGCCGUGGGGUAAAUGGGCGGCUGAAAUACGUGAUCCGCAUAAAGCAGCAAGAGUCUGGCUUGGCACAUUCGAAACAGCGGAGGCCGCCGCCAGAGCUUACGACGAAGCUGCUUUAAGAUUUAGAGGAAAUAGAGCUAAACUAAACUUCCCUGAAAAUGUCAGAGUGUUGCCACCUCCAAUGCAAAAUGUUCCUAUUUCCCAAAUCCCCAUUGGUCUUCCACAGCCAUCUCAAUUACUGCCAUUAUCGUCUCAACCACCACAAGAGCCGCAGCAGCCGACGACACUUCCGCCACAAUUCUUUUUGUCUCAGGCUGAUACGAUGAGAGAUUACUGGGAGUACUCUCAGCUGUUACAGAGCACUGGUGACUUGCAUGGAUUUCAACCCUCGAGUUUGAUGGAGCAAAUGUUUUAUAAUCAGCAAUUGGCUUCUCUACAAUCAACUGUUUUGCCGUCGUCUUCUCGAUCUUCAUCGGCUUCAUUAUCUUCAUCCAUUUCAGCUCCUCCUUUUGCAACAUCUUCUUCAGGGUCAUUGUCAUCAUCUUCUUCAUCCUCUGCUUCAUUUCCUCUGAUUCUGGCUGGUCAACAAUUGGGUUAUUUCCGGCCCCCACGAAAUCAAAAUCCGCCCACUGGUUCUGAUUUGCCGGUGCCGCCAUGGUCAGAUUCUACUGACCACCCUUCCUCUACUGGUUAAAGUUGAUUCCACAUUUUUUUAGUUAUUAUUUUGUUCUUAUCUACUUUCGAAAUUUUAAAAUAUGUUUCAGUC
Messenger RNA from Manihot esculenta (cassava), 1704 nucleotides. RefSeq names its product ethylene-responsive transcription factor ABR1. Lineage: Eukaryota; Viridiplantae; Streptophyta; Magnoliopsida; Malpighiales; Euphorbiaceae. Gene Ontology annotation, molecular function: DNA-binding transcription factor activity; DNA binding. The record is from RefSeq and is a predicted model, not a curated record. The coding region runs from base 271 to 1632 and encodes 453 amino acids. Gene Ontology annotation, biological process: ethylene-activated signaling pathway; regulation of DNA-templated transcription. The transcript has 2 exons.